AUGAUAUCAAAGUUAUAAUUAGUAUGGGUUGACAGCAACAUUAAUAAUUAUGAAAACUAAAUCUAUUAGAAGCGAUUAAAAUAGAUAAUUAAUGAGUGUAGUUUCAUUAAUUCAACUAAUGAGGCUUUAAAAAUUGUUUAAAAUCUACAACAGCGAGGGGAUUAAAUUAUACUAAUUGUUUCUGGCUCUAUUAUUGAAGAAACUAUUAAUUUUGCUUUAAGCAAUAAUUAAAUUGUCUUUUGUGGGAAUUUUAAAGUCCAUUUUUCUAAAUUUUUGGAAACUAAAAAUUUAUUAGUCCUUAUUGAUUCUGGUAUUUCAAAAGUUGAAAAUUAUGUAAAAUAAAAUAUCGAAUUCUUAAAAGCUUAAUAAUCUUUGAUAUUAUAGUUUCAUUAGAAAGUAAACCAUUAGGAGCAAUACAGUCAUUAGUUCUAGGAAAUAAGUAUCAAAUUUUUACUUAUCAACUAAAAAUUGUAAGAAAAUUAUGAGGACAAAGAGGAAUAACUUAAUUUAGAAAUUGGGAAACUUCUAUCAUAAGAGAUGUUAACAACUUUUUAAUAGUCUGUGAAAAGAAAAGAAACUUUAAAAAUAGAAAAAACUAAAGAGAAGUUUAAUAAUUUUGAGAAACUAAUUUAUUAUUACACAAGAGAUGACUAGCCGAUUUCAUUCUAUAAGAUUUUGAAUUAGAAACUUGCCUAAUAAAAAUAUGAAGAAUUGGAAUAAAUCAUGUGCACAAUCUUUUAUGGAUAUUCAAAUUUAAAAAAUUAGAGCUUAUCUACAAAUAAAUUGUAUAGAGGGAUUAGUUUCUCAUUAUCUCAAAAGGAUGUUUAUGAAAACAUUAUUGAAGAAUUAAAACAUUGUUAAAGAAAUAACAAGAGUAUAUUUUGGAACUCUUUAACUAGUACUACAAUGAAAUAAAGUGCUACAAGUUAUUUUUUGUAAUUUUAAUUCAAAAUAUUAUUUGAAAUUUCCUUAAGUCAAGUAAAUCCUCAUCCAUACUUCAAACUUGAAGACUAUAACUCUGAAAUUCCGAAUGAAGAGGAAGUAAUAUUAUUCCCCUAAUUUGAAUUUCAAGUCUCAGGCAUAUAUUAAAAUGACAAAAGUUUCAUUAUUAGAAUAAAUUAAGUUGAGAAUAAUUUUGCAAUGGCCUUGGAUGUUGCAAAGAGAAAGCAAUAUUGGGAAAACAGAAUUAAUGAUGACCUUAAACCAAAAUUACAAACAAUUACUUCCUUUAAUUAAAUUAGAAUUAAUUAGAUAAUGAAAAAAAUAAGAAAAUUUUCAUUACUUGACGAAGAUAUCAGAAAAAUCCUGAAAACUAAUACAGAUGAUUAUUUUUUAAAGUUAGUAUCCUAGCUUCAAUAGUUUUGUGAUAAUUAGGAUGUUCAUGUAAAUUAUCUUUCUUAAGUUUUAUCAGUAAUUGAAUAAGAAUUCUCAUUUGAAAAUAGUAUAACAGAUGGAUUUUUUUAAGUAUCAAUGAAUUUAUUCUAGAAAUGUAAAGAACGCUUAAUAAAUGAAUUUAUAUAAAUAAUUAAAAAGAUUUAUAAUCUAGAAAAAUUUAAGAAUGAUAUCAAAAGAUUAAUAGAAAAUAGUAUCAAGCAAUCUGAAAUAAUGAGAAAGAAGAAUGAAUAUAAUGAAGAUUUGGAUCAGGUAUUAUUGUUGUCAAAAGAAGUAGAUGGAUGCUUAUUUAAAAUACUGAUUGAUAUGUUUAAAAAGGAGAAAAUUUAAAAUUGCCUUAAAUUCCUUUCAAAAGAUUGUUAUAAAAAGCAUUUAGAACAAUACAUUACUGAUGGAGCAUAGUCAUAAUCUAUUAAUAAGCAGAAGUACAAAAAAAUAAAAAAUGAGAUUAAAUUUAUUUCUAAUGUUAUCUAUAUAAUUAAAGAACUUGACUUUAAUAAAAAUGAUUAUUCGACAGAGAAUUAUUAGGAAAAUAGAAAAAAUCUAAUCUUAAGUAUUUAAAAAGAAGUGUAAAUUAUACAAUUUUUAAGAUUUUUGGUCCUCCUCACUGCAAUAGAUAAUGAAUUCAUUUAGUGUGGAUCUAAUUCUUUAAAUUUAUUAGUUGAAAUGAAGGUUGACUUAAGUAAACAGUGCUUCGAAAAUAUUAAAAUAAAAAAUACUUCAUUAGCAGGAGGCAAUUUUUUCGGAUGUAAUUUAAGUGGAUCUGAAUUUAAUAAUGUCGAUAUUAGCGGAAUAAAUUUAAAUAAUGCCUUAUUAUUCAAUUGUAAAUGGAGAGACUUAAAAAUACUUGAAUUAUACAAAAUAGAUGGACAUGAUGAUAAAGUUUUGUCUGUAUAUUUCUCUCCAGAUGGUAGUACUUUAGGAUCUGGCAGUGCAGAUCAUUCUAUACGUUUAUGGAAUGUUAAGACAGGAUAAUAAAAAGGCAAAUUAGAUGGUCAUACUGGCACUGUUCAUUCUAUCUGCUUCUCUCUUGACGGUUUUACUUUAGGAUCUGGUAGUGCAGAUACUUCUAUCCGUUUAUGGGAUAUUAAAACAGGAUAAUAAAAGGCGAAAUUAGAUGGUCAUACUAGUAUUGUUUAUUCUGUCUGCUUCUCUCCUGAUGGUAAUAUAUUAGCAUCUGGUAGUGAUGAUAACUCUAUCCGCGCAUGGGAUGUGAAUACAGGACAAUAAAAAGCCAAAUUAAAUGGUCAUAGAGCAGUAUGCUUCUCUCCUGAUAAUCAUACAAUGGCAUUUAGUAAUGAAGAUAAUUUUAUUCGUUUAUGGGACAUUAAAGCAGAGCAAGAGAAUGCCUAAUUAGGUAGUCAUAAUAAUUAUGUUCUAUCGCUCUGUUUCUCUCCUGAUGGUACUAUUUUAGCAUCUGGUAGCGAUGAUAGGUCUAUUUGUUUAUGGGAUGUUUAGACAAAACAAUAAAAAGCCAAAUUAGAUGGUCAUACUAGCACUGUUUAUUCAGUAUGUUUUUCAACUGAUGGUGCAACAUUAGCAUCUGGUAGUGCAGAUAACUCGAUUCUAUUAUGGGAUAUUAAAACAGGACAAGAAAAAGCCAAAUUAUAAGGUCACGCUGCCACUGUCUAUUCAUUAUGUUUUUCACCAGAUGAUACGUUAGCAUCUGGAAGUGGAGAUAGCUAUAUAUGUUUAUGGGAUGUUAAAACAGUAAAAUAAAACAAAAGUUUAAAUGGUCAUGACAAUUAUGUUCUAUCAGUAUGCUUUUCUCCUGAUGGUACCUCAUUAGCCUCUGGAAGCGCAGAUAGCUCAAUUUGUUUAUGGGAUGUUAAAACAGGAAUAUAAAAGGCCAGAUUAGUUGGCCAUAGUGAAUGGGUUUAAGCAGUAUGCUUCUCUCCUGAUGGUACCAUUUUAGCAUCUGGAAGUGAUGAUAAGUCUAUUUGUUUAUGGGAUAUUUAGGCAUUAAAAUAAAAAGGCUAAUUACAUGGUCAUACUAGCUCAGUCUCAUCAGUAUGUUUCUCACCUGUUGGCUAUACUUUGGCAUCCGGCAGUCAAGAUAACUCCAUAUGCUUAUGGGACUUUAACACAAAAUAAUAAUAUGGCAAGUUAGAGGGUCAUACUAAUUAUAUUUAGUCAAUUAUGUUUUCACCUGAUGGAGACACAUUAGCAUCUUGUGGUUUUGAUAAAUCUAUUCGUUUAUGGGAUGUUAAGACAAGAUACUAAAAAGCCAAACUGGAAGGUCAUAGUGGAUGGAUUUAUACACUCUCUUUCUCUCCUGAUGGUACUAUUUUAGCAUCUGGUAGCGAUGAUAGGUCUAUUUGUUUAUGGGAUGUUUAGGCAAAACAAUAAAAAGCCAAAUUAGAUGGUCAUACUAGCACUGUUUAUUCAGUAUGUUUUUCAACUGAUGGUGCAACAUUAGCAUCUGGUAGUGCAGAUAACUAUAUUCGAUUUUGGGAUAUUAAAACAGGACUAGAAAAAGCUAAACUAGUUGGUCAUGCUAAUACAUUAUAUUCAGUAUCCUUUUCACCUGACGCUAUGAUAUUAGCAUCCGGUAGUGCAGAUAAUACCAUCCGUUUAUGGAAUGUGUAAUCAGAAUAUGAGAAACAAAAUUUGGAUGCACGUAGGGAACGAUGUCAUUAAGUAACCAUUUCACCUAAUCAAGCAAUGUUAGCAUCUGGUAGUUAUGAUAACUCUAUUUCGUUAUGGGAUGUUAAAACAGGAAUAUAAAAUGCAAAAUUAGUUGGCCAUAGUCAAUAGGUUUAAUCUUUAUGCUUCUCUCCAGAUAGUACUCUUUUAGCAUCUGGUAGUGAUGACAAGUAGAUAUUUUUAUGGGAUGUAUAGAUUAGACAAUAAAAAGCCAAAUUUUAUGGUCAUGUUAGUACUGUCUAUUCAGUUUGCUUUUCUCCUGAUGGAUCUACAUUAUUAUCUGGUAGUAAAGAUUACUCAUUCUAUUUGUGGGAUGUUAAGACAAGCCAGUAAAGAGCCACUUUAGAUUGUCAUAAAGCCUUGUGCUUCUCACCAGAUAGCAAUACAUUAGCAUACGGUAUUUAUGAUGGUUCAAUCCUUUUAUGGAAUGUUAUUCAAAGCCGGUAAACAGCCAAAUUAAUUGGACACACUAAUUAUAUCUAGUCAUUAUGUUUUUCUCCUGAUGGGAACAGAAUAGCCUCAGGUAGCCGUGAUAAUUCCAUCAAUUUAUGGCAUGGGAAGACAGGAUAAUUACAAGCAAAAUUAAUUGGUCAUAGCAAUUGGAUCUAUUCAAUAUGUUUCUCUCUUGAUGGUUCACAAUUAGCUUCUGGAAGUUAUGAUAAUUCUAUCCAUUUAUGGGAUGUAAGGAAUAGACAGCUUAAAGUUAAACUAGAGGGCCAUAAUAAUUGUUGCUCUUCAUUGUGCUUCUCCUCUGAUAGUACUACAUUAGCAUCUGGUAGUGUAGAUAACUCAAUUAGAGUAUGGAAUCUUAAAACAGGAGAAUAAUUGAAACCCUCAGAUAAAAGCUAUAAAAACAUUCUCCCUUGGUUUUAAGCAUAGCUUAAUAACAAUUUUACUACUAACACUACAGUUCUCUGUAUCUCCCAAUCACUCUAAUUUUCAGUAAAUGGAACUUUCAUUCUUUAAGGAGAAUUUUUCAAUCAUUAAGGCAAUGAUUUAAGAUAACUAUUUAAAUAAAAAGGAUGUUACAUUUUUGAAAGCUAAAUUGAAUUACAAAAAAAGGCUUCUUAAACAUGUAUAAUGUCAUGA
Messenger RNA from Paramecium tetraurelia, 5127 nucleotides. RefSeq lists its product as uncharacterized. Gene Ontology annotation, molecular function: protein binding. Lineage: Eukaryota; Ciliophora; Oligohymenophorea; Peniculida; Parameciidae. The record is from RefSeq and is a predicted model, not a curated record. The transcript is spliced from 2 exons.